UUAAAUUCAUAAUCGAUCACAAGCUUAAGUAUAUUUUAAAAAACCCAGAGUAAAGGGACACGCCGCCUUUAAGAUUAUGCUUACUAAUCGAUGACGCCUAAAUCGAGGAAUAGGUAGUUGAUGUUUGUGGGCUGGGCCUGUGGGAGGGCUGCCUCGCCGUGUCUUCCUGCGGAGGACGCCGGAGGAAGGAAAGCGGAAGCCGGGAGUUCGACUGCAGCUUUUUCUCACACGUGCAGUCUAAUUUUGAGCUGCUUCUUUUUGUAGUCCUUAGAGACCAGAGUGCUCGUUGUUUAUUACCCCACACAUUUAUGUAGAGAAGUCUGGUGUAUUUUGCAGGCAAGCCAUGGCUCAGCUCCAGACACGCUUCUUCACUGAUAACAAGAAAUACGCAGUGGAUGAUGUUCCCUUCUCAAUCCCCGCAGCCUCUGAAAUUGCUGACCUUAGUAACAUCAUCAAUAAAUUGCUGGAGACCAAAAAUGAGUUCCACAAACAUGUGGAGUUUGAUUUCCUUAUCAAGGGCCAGUUUCUGCGAAUGCCUUUGGUCAAACACAUGGAACUGGAAAACAUCUCAUCAGAAGAGGUUGUGGAGUUAGAGUACGUGGAGAAGUACACUGCACCUCAGCCAGAGCAAUGCAUGUUCCACGAUGACUGGAUCAGUGCAAUUGAAGGGGCAGAGGAAUGGAUCUUGACUGGUUCUUAUGAUAAGACUUCUCGGAUCUGGUCCUUGGAAGGAAAGUCAAUAAUGACAAUUGUGGGACAUACAGACGUUGUAAAAGAUGUGGCCUGGGUGAAAAGAGACAGUUUGUCCUGCCUACUACUGAGUGCCUCUAUGGAUCAGACUGUUCUCUUGUGGGAGUGGAACGUGGAAAGAAACAAAGUGAAAGCCCUGCACUGCUGCAGAGGUCAUGCCGGCAGUGUGGACUCUAUAGCUGUUGAUAGCGCAGGAACUAAGUUUUGCAGUGGCUCCUGGGAUAAGAUGCUCAAGAUCUGGUCUACAGUCCCUACAGAUGAAGAAGAUGAAAUGGAAGAAUCCACAAAUCGACCAAGAAAGAAACAAAAAACAGAGCAAUUGGGACUAACAAGGACUCCCAUAGUGACCCUUUCUGGCCACAAGGAAGCAAUUUCCUCGGUUCUGUGGUCAGAUACUGAAGAAAUCUGCAGUGCUUCUUGGGACCACACAAUUAGAGUGUGGGAUGUUGAGUCUGGCAGUCUUAAGUCAACUUUGACAGGAAAUAAAGUGUUUAAUUGUAUCUCCUAUUCUCCACUUUGUAAACGGUUAGCAUCUGGAAGUACAGAUAGGCAUAUCAGACUGUGGGAUCCCCGAACGAAAGAUGGCUCUUUGGUGUCACUGUCCCUAACCUCACAUACAGGCUGGGUCACAUCAGUAAAGUGGUCUCCUACCCACGAGCAGCAGCUCAUCUCAGGUUCUUUAGAUAACAUUGUCAAGUUGUGGGAUACAAGAAGUUGUAAGGCUCCUCUCUAUGAUCUGGCUGCUCAUGAAGACAAAGUUCUGAGUGUAGACUGGACAGACACAGGGUUACUUCUGAGUGGAGGAGCAGACAAUAAGUUGUAUUCCUACAGAUAUUCGCCUACCACUUCCCAUGUUGGGGCAUGAAAGUGAAUAAUAAAUUUUACAGAGAUUCCUUCUGUAAAUGAAAUUGAUAGAGAAUUCUCAGAUUAUAUCAAUGCAGAUGUAGGAAACAGCCUUUUAGAUUAAAGUUUAUAUACUGUUUCACCCUUGAUAAUAGUUAUCACUUUUUCCUUAUUUUGUAUUUAUUAUACAACAGUUGUGUUUAUUAAAUAAGAAACAUGGCUUGCAUUCCCUACCUUAUGAAAACCAUUGAAAUUAAACUGAGUUUUUAAUUUCAUUUUUAAAGGUAUUGGUUUGAAUUAAGAUUUGCUUUUGAAAUGCUAUAAAAGCAUAUGUUAAAA
Camelus dromedarius (Arabian camel) is the source of this 1932-nucleotide messenger RNA. RefSeq names its product WD repeat domain 12 (gene WDR12). Gene Ontology annotation, cellular component: preribosome, large subunit precursor; PeBoW complex. Bases 344 to 1615 code for a protein of 423 amino acids. The record is from RefSeq and is a predicted model, not a curated record. Lineage: Eukaryota; Metazoa; Chordata; Mammalia; Artiodactyla; Camelidae. Gene Ontology annotation, molecular function: protein binding. Gene Ontology annotation, biological process: maturation of 5.8S rRNA from tricistronic rRNA transcript (SSU-rRNA, 5.8S rRNA, LSU-rRNA); ribosome biogenesis; maturation of LSU-rRNA from tricistronic rRNA transcript (SSU-rRNA, 5.8S rRNA, LSU-rRNA). The transcript has 13 exons.